Molecule: messenger RNA, 4039 nt
Organism: Thalassophryne amazonica
Lineage: Eukaryota; Metazoa; Chordata; Actinopteri; Batrachoidiformes; Batrachoididae
Gene: rnf216
Product: ring finger protein 216
Exons: 17
Coding region: 236-3577 (1113 amino acids)
Molecular function (GO): zinc ion binding
Source: RefSeq, a predicted model, not a curated record
CCACAGCCUGCGCGUAAAGAAAUAUCUUGUUUUGGCAGUUUGUUUCGAUAUUCACGGAUUGCCUAGACCCGACAAGAAAACGUUUUGCACUGGUCAUCCAAUACGAAGUAAAUCUCUGCGUUCAUAUUUUAAGGCGCUCAUCUGAAAUGGGUAAUACCGGUUUUCUGGAGUAGAUGGUGCUGAAUGAUCAGUGACUGCGUGUAAGGUGGAGCGGGGGGCUGGUUCAUGUCUCACAAUGGCAGAUGGAGGCAGUGAUGAUGAAGUCAUUCACCUGGCAAGCUUCAACAUCCACCGCAGCCAAGGCUCUCAGAUUCGUCCAAAGGAAUUCGUCACCAUUUCAGAUGACUCCGAUGAGGAGCCAGUGACUCUGGUACCUCGCAGUCCUGUUUUGGUUCCAGAUGAUGGAGAGGAUGAUGACAUUAGCAUAUUGGAGCCGUUAACCCCUGCACGAAGACAUGUCAUUCGGCCAGCAGCAAUGUGGAGUGGGACCUCGCAAAACCUAAUUCAAGUUGUAGGUCAAAGUAGCGUUUCCACUCAGGUUCCUGUAGGGGACCCCAGCUCUGCCCCCUCUACCUCCAGAGAUGCUAAGGCUAACGCCUUUGCACAAACACAGAUAUUGCAGCAGCCGAGUACAUCUGGACUUGCACAGCCACACCCUGGUUCUUCAGCCCGCACACUGUCUCAUCAACAAGGUGGUACAUCAACAAAAUUAAAAGCAGAGCCCCAAGGAGUUAAUUCCAGUAGGCGCUCUCAAUGUGAUGGCAGAGAUAGCAGGUCUUUGGAUGGAGCAUACCUUCAGCCUCAACCUAGCACAUCUGGACAGUCACAAGCUGGCUCUUCAGCAAGCUUAACUGUCGAGCCCCAAGUGUGUGCGUCUACCAGUGCCUCUCAUCUUUCUUGUAAUUCUGCAUUGACUGUGUCAGGUGUUAAAAACUUGCAAGAGAAGGCUAGUACAAAUACUCAUGUAGAACACAAUCCUCAGGCUAGUACAUCAUCUGCACAUCCUCAAUCACAGUCUGGCACACGGACACAACCUCAGCCUGGGACAUCUACACAGCAUCUGUCCAGUGGGACCACAAGGACCACAUCCCCUAUUAUUCAGGUGAAAAAGGUACAAGUAGUUGUUCUUCCCCAACAACCAAGCAUCCAAGCUUCUGCACUAAUAACCCAGUUGCAGACCAGGCCUCUUAACCUGUUCCAAUCUGUAUUUGGCAAUCAAACCCAGGGCAACCUCAUCCAAAUUGAGCCCCAGCCUGUCGCUCAGGCCCCAGCCCAGGCUUCAACCCAGGCCCCUCAGACUGCACAAGUGACACCAGCAAUUACCCCUGCAGUGCUAAUAGCUGCAGCUCCAGAGAGACUGGGACCUCCCGAGGCAGGACACCGGAUCAUUCUGGGGAGUCAAGCACCUGUGGAGGCCAUUCCCAACCAUCAGCCACAAGCUGGAAACACUCGUGGAGUUCCUCCAGCCAGGAGCCUCAAUGUCAGUUUGCCUAAUGCAAACACAAAUUCUCAUCCUGCGCCAGCCACCUCAGCUUCUGGCCCCCAAAAUCAAGUACAGGGGGCUGUAGCCACAGCUCCAGCAGCAACACUAAAUUUGGAAAAUGCAGCCCCUCGCAUGGUUGCAGUGCCUCCAGUCCCAGAAGACAUUCCCCAAAUAGAAGAUGCAAGACCUGGACCCUCUGCACCGCGCGACAGACCCGAGCAGAACCUGCACAUCAGAGCCCUCAUUGCUGGAGUUCUGGAUCUCCUACCAGAUGUCCAAGAAGCAUAUGUAGCAGAACUGAUCCAAAAGAAUAAUGUGAAAGACUUGAAUGUUAUCUGUAAUCUGGUGUUGGAAACCCUGGACUACUCAAAAAGGGAGGCUGCUUUAAGUUCAGCAGCUCCCACCAGCGUCCUGCUGGAGUCAGCAGACUCUCAAACAGAGGUGUCCGAGGACUUGUUUGACUUUGCCAAGCUGGAGACUGUGGGACCAAUGGCUGUAGUGCAGGCUGCCGACUUGCUCAUGGCAGAUUUCAAGAUGCUCAGCGUUCAGGAUAUCAAAUGGGCCCUUAACGCCCUCAAGGGACACUAUGCAAUCACACGAAAGGCCUUAUGUGAAGCUCUGAAAAAAUGGCAAGUUUCAGGUGACCCCUCAGGAAAGAGACGACGAAACAGAGUCUCCUCUGAGCGCCCCUACAUUGAUUUCCAUUUUGAGCACGGCUCAGUGAAGUUUGAAAAGAGGAUGUAUUUUUUGGAGAAUGAUCGUCGCUAUUGCAGAACAUACAGCAAUCUGGAACCUUCUCUGCAGAAGGAACUUUCCUUUUAUCAGCAGAAAGCAAAGGAAUGGGCAGAGCAUGAGGACUUUCUUCUGGCGCUGCAGGUCAAUGAGGAUGAAUACAAGAAGGACGGUCAGCUGAUUGAGUGCGGCUGCUGCUUUGGGGAGUUUGCAUUUGAGAAGAUGACGCAGUGUUCAGACGGUCACCUCUUCUGUAAAGAGUGCCUGGUCAAAUAUGCUCAAGAAGCAGUAUUUGGUUCUGGACAGUCGGAGCUGAGCUGCAUGGAAGGGGGCUGCCUGUGCUCCUACCCGGUGUGCGAGCUGGAGAAGGUUCUACCAGAGAACAUUCUGUGUAAAUAUUACGAGCGGCAGGCAGAGGAGGCUGUUGCUGCCACCUGUGCAGACGAACUAGUCCGGUGUCCCUUUUGCAACUUUCCAGCCUUGUUGGACAAGGAGAUGUCCCUAUUCAGCUGUCCCAACCCCCGGUGCCGCAAGGAAAGCUGCAGAAAGUGUCACGUCCAAUGGAAGCAGCAUGCGGGGAAGACGUGUGAGCAGGUCCUGGAGAGGGAUGAGAUCCGCAUGAGAGUGCUCUUUGAGGAGCGUAUGACAGCGGCGCGGGUCAGGAAGUGCGUGAAGUGUGGCACAGGCCUGGUCAAGUCGGAGGGCUGCAACCGGAUGUCGUGCCGCUGCGGUGGCUUCAUGUGCUACCUCUGUCGCGAGCCCAUCACCGGCUACAACCACUUCUGCCAGCACGCCCGCUCGCCCGGCGCCCCCUGCCGACAGUGCCGCAAGUGUUCCCUCUGGACCGACCCCACGCAAGAUGAUGAGCGACUCAUUCAGGACAUCCAGAAGGAAGGAGAGGCAGAGCUGAAUAAGAAGUGUGCAGAACAAUCAGAGAAGCGGAUUGGGCCGCCACCGGAGCCCAUCAUCGACGGCAAACGACUGCGGCUGGGUCCACCUGCUGAAAACCUGCCCAACCCAGUCCCAGCGAUGCCUCAUCAUAUUCAGGCGGUACAAGCCCCCCUGUUUGUUCCUCCGCGUGGCCGAUACCCUCAGCCUCUGCCCCAGGGUCGCAUGUUCCAGGUGAUCAUGCCCCGGAUGCCCCCGGCACCCUACGUUCCCCCGUUUCAGCAUAUGCCCCCUUUGAACAAUAACAAUAACAACAAUCCCCUCCCAAACCAUCACCACCACCAGAAUCACAACCACCCACACCAAAACCACCACCAUAACCAUCAUCACCAGGACAUGCACAUGAUGGACAUGCCCAUGCACUAUGGACCGCCGCACCAUGGGCCGCCGCACCACUACUAUAGACGUGUCUAACACGAAGUGAUGCGGCCGUUCUCUCGAUCCACCAGCUCAGAUGUGCUCACAAAUGUCUUUUUGUUUAUUUUGCUUUUGGGGGAUGGUAGUUAAGAUCUGAUGGUACAGAUUUUGUCUUUGUUCCCUUUUCAAAGUUCAUGUGCUCAUACAGAUUUAAAACCUGCAGCUGAACACAUCACUGAUCAUGACGAUCAGUGACUUCACCUGGCGCUCACCUGGACCUUGGACUUCUGCGGUUAUCUGGAUUUUCUCUGAAUUUCAGAUUUAUUUUGUUCAUAUUUUUCUCAUUCAGUAACAAUGUUGAUCUCUAUUAUUGAUUUCUUGAGAUGAUUUAUUUCCAGUUUAUAUUGAUUGCUGAUAUUUUUGAAAUCUUACUAAACAAAAAUAAGAAAAAAAGGAAUUCCUUUCUUUAUGAGAUAUAAGAGGCCACAAGAUUUUCUAAUAAAGAUUUGUUCAAAUUGU